Closterium sp. NIES-67 is the source of this 3191-nucleotide messenger RNA. The record is from the annotation of a GenBank genome assembly. NCBI's taxonomy places the organism in Eukaryota, Viridiplantae, Streptophyta, Zygnematophyceae, Desmidiales, Closteriaceae.
UUGGAUCAGCUCUCGAUCAUUUCUCUUCACCUGUCGACCAGGUGAUUCCUAGCUUCCUCGUUACGCUUCCCUAGAACCUUCAUUGUGUCAGGAUAGGUACUACCUAACCACCAGUGUUCGGAAUUUAGCUGUCCGAUUCGACAAGCCAUUCGACCUGAUCAAUCCACGGACCAUCAGCGGCAUCAAUAGCCAUGUUCGUCAUCAAGCGUGACGGCCGCAAGGAGGCGGUGCACUUCGACAAGAUCACCGCGAGGCUGAAGAAACUGAGCUAUGGGCUCAACCCGGACUUCUGCGAUCCGGUUGUGGUGGCUCAAAAGGUCUGCAUGGGCGUGUACAAGGGCGUCACUACCUCGCAGCUCGACGAGCUGGCCGCUGAGACUGCGGCUGCCAUGACGUCAACUCACCCCGACUACGCCAUUCUCGCCGCCAGGAUCGCCGUGUCGAACCUUCACAAGAACACGAAGAAGUCCUUCUCUGAAACGAUCAAGGAAAUGUACUUCCACGUGAACAAGGAAACCGGCCAGGAAUCUCCUCUGGUCAGCGAAAUAGCUUACAACAUCAUUAUGGAGAAUGCGGAGGUCCUCGACAGCGAGAUUAUCUACGACCGUGACUUCGAGUAUGACUAUUUCGGCUUCAAGACGCUGGAGCGAUCCUAUCUCCUUCGUGUCAACGGCAGGGUUGUGGAGAGGCCGCAGCACAUGCUGAUGCGAGUGGCCGUGGGCAUCCACGAGCGCGACAUCGAGGCCGCCAUAGACACGUACCACCUCAUGUCGCAGCGCUGGUUCACGCACGCGUCGCCCACCCUCUUCAACGCGGCGACUCCUCGCCCGCAACUCAGCAGCUGCUUCCUCGUGUGCAUGAAGGACGACUCUAUCGAGGGCAUCUACGACACGCUUAAGGAGUGCGCCGUUAUCAGCAAGUCCGCGGGCGGCGUCGGCCUGGCGAUACACUGCAUCCGCGCUUCCAACAGCUACAUCCGCGGGACGAACGGGACGUCCAACGGGAUCGUGCCGAUGCUGCGCGUGUUCAACAACACGGCGAGAUACGUGGACCAGGGCGGCGGCAAGCGCAAGGGCGCCUUCGCCAUCUACCUGGAGCCGUGGCACGCGGACGUGUUCGAAUGGCUCGAUCUGCGCAAGAACCACGGCAAGGAGGAGAACCGAGCGCGCGACCUGUUUUACGGGCUGUGGGUGCCGGACCUGUUCAUGCAGCGCGUGCAGGAGAACGGCCCCUGGUCGCUCUUCUGCCCCAACGAGGCUCCCGGGCUCGCCGACUGCUGGGGAGAUAAGUUCGUGGAGCUCUACACCAAGUAUGAGACCGAGGGCCGAGCCCGACGCGUGCUGCCCGCGCAGAAGCUGUGGUUCGCGAUCCUGGAGGCCCAGAUCGAGACCGGCAACCCGUACAUGCUCUUCAAGGACUCGUGCAACCGCAAGAGCAACCAGCAGCACCUGGGCACGAUCAAGUGCAGCAACCUGUGCAGCGAGAUCGUGGAGUACUGCGCGCCCGACGAGACGGCCGUCUGCAACCUCGCCUCUAUCGCGCUGCCCCGCUACGUCCGCGAGGAGGGCCUGGCGGCGGACGUGAAGCUGAUCGGCAGCCGAGGCCACGGGCAGCGGUUCUUCGACUUUGAGAAGCUGGGGCAGGUGACGGAGGUGAUCACGCGCAACCUCAACCGCGUCAUCGACGUCAGCUACUACCCCACCGACUCGGCUCGCCUCUCCAACGAGCGCCACCGCCCCAUCGGCAUCGGCGUCCAGGGCCUGGCUGAUGUCUUCAUCCUGCUCGGCAUGCCCUUCGACUCCGCCGAGGCCAACGCGCUGAACCGCGACAUAUUCGAGACGAUCUACUACCACGCGCUCAAGGCGUCAUGCGAGCUGGCGGAGGUGCACGGCAAGUACCUCACGUACGACGGCAGCCCCAUGAGCAAGGGGCUGCUACAGCCGGACAUGUGGGAGGGCGUGGAGCUGACGCAGGAGCGCCACGACUGGGCGCAGCUGCGCGCGCGGAUUGCGCGCGUGGGGCUGCGCAACUCGCUGCUGCUGGCGCCCAUGCCCACGGCGUCGACGAGCCAGAUCCUGGGGAAUAAUGAGUGCUUCGAGCCGUACACGUCCAACAUCUACACCCGCCGCGUGCUCAGUGGCGAGUUCGUGGUGGUGAACAAGCAUCUGCUGAGCGACCUGACGGGCAUGGGGCUGUGGACGCCCGCGCUCAAGAACGAGCUCAUCUACCACAACGGAUCUAUCGAGGGCAUCGCCGCCAUUCCCAACCACCUCAAACCCAUCUACAAGACGGUGUGGGAGAUCAAGCAGCGUGCGGUGGUGGACCUAGCUGCGACGCGUGGUGCCUUCAUAGACCAGAGCCAGAGCCUCAACAUCCACCUGGACACGCCCAACUUCGGCAAGCUCACCUCGCUGCACUUCUACGCCUGGUCCAAGGGUCUGAAGACUGGCAUGUACUACCUGCGCACUCGCAGCGCAGCGGACGCCAUCAAGUUCACCGUGGACGCUGUGGCAGUGCAGGCGAGCAAGGCGCAGGAGAAGGCGGGGCGGGAGGAGAAGGGGAAGCUGGAUGUGGUGGUGGCGACCAAGAAGGCAGCCAGCCUAGAUCUCAACCUCGCAGCCAUGGUCUGCUCCCUCGAGAACCGCGACGAGUGCCUCGCCUGCGGGAGCUGAGCUGAAAGACUGACUACCUCACUUCACUCGCUCGCUCCCCACUCGCUGCUGCACCCGUUGCCCCCUGGAGUUCCUGCCUGCCCGACUCCUGCUUCUCACUAACACCUGCUGCGUAUAGCAGUAGCCUGAUUCCCUGCCUCUGGUCUAACGUUUGGUGCACUCCAUGCUAACUCCUUGGCGCUCACCUAUGCUCCCAGCCCAGCCGCAGUUCGAACUCUGCUGUCACUCCCAGGGAUAUUGCCAGCGUCCAGCUGGUGCUCUGCUUUACUUCGGGAGCCUUUCCCCCCUUUAUUUGGUAGUUCUCUUUCCUUUCCCUUCUCCUUUAUUAUUGCAACAGUGGGUAGUGGGGGUUGGGCCCUUCUCUCUAGCUGUAGCGCUGGCUGUAGCAUUGGCUGUUGCUGGAUGCUACAGCUGUAUAUAGAUGUGGCGUCACGUGCUGAUUGUCACAUGGAUAUAUCUGGGUGCUUCCUCGCUGCUUGUACCCGUACCUUUUAUUAUUUGCCAGUACCUUUUCCAGAA